Culicoides brevitarsis is the source of this 1453-nucleotide messenger RNA. It is a transcript of the gene Rpn13, whose product is annotated as proteasomal ubiquitin receptor ADRM1 homolog. NCBI's taxonomy places the organism in Eukaryota, Metazoa, Arthropoda, Insecta, Diptera, Ceratopogonidae. The record is from RefSeq and is a predicted model, not a curated record. The transcript is spliced from 2 exons. Gene Ontology annotation, cellular component: cytoplasm; proteasome regulatory particle, lid subcomplex; nucleus. Gene Ontology annotation, molecular function: proteasome binding; endopeptidase activator activity. The coding region runs from base 142 to 1374 and encodes 410 amino acids.
AUUGCUUGUCAUCACCAUUACGGACAUUUUCGCGAUUUUGUCUGCAAUUUGAGGCAGUUUUUGCUGAAAAUUAGAGUAAAUCAUUUGCCAAAUUCUAUCAGGAAGUGUACAUUAAAGGAAACAAACACAAAAACACGCAAAAUGUCAGGCCCAAUUUUUGGAACAAGCACACAAAUGGGAAGCUCCGGAGGAAAUCGGCACCUCGUCGAAUUCCGUGCGGGUCGCAUGAACAUGGCUGGCAAAAUGGUGCAUCCGGAUUCGCGCAAGGGACUCGUCUACUUGUACCAGAGCGACGACCAACUCGUGCAUUUUUGCUGGAAAGAUCGCACCACAGGCAACGUCGAGGAUGAUCUAAUCAUCUUUCCGGACGACUGCGAGUUCAAGAAAGUAGAACAAUGCAAAACGGGUCGCGUAUUUUUGCUGCGUUUCAAGUCGUCGAACCGAAAAUUGUUCUUUUGGAUGCAGGAACCCAAAAAUGAUAAGGACGACGAAUGGUGUCGUCGCAUCAAUGAAGUCAUGAACAAUCCCCCGUCGUCGAACAGUCUCGGAUCGGGAGGCAGAGGCGGUGCUGAUAGCGGUGACUUGCAAUACAUGUUGAAUAAUUUGUCGCAACAACAGUUGAUGCAACUUUUUGGCGGCGUCGGGCAAAUGGGCGGCCUCAGUAAUCUCUUGGGUUCGAUGAAUCGUUCUUCGGGCGGCUCCAGUACACGAAAUAACGCAAGUUCCCCGAGCAAUCGCACUUCCGCAUCUGCGACACCUGGCAGUGGAUCGUCUGUCGCUGCAACGCCAACAACUGUGUCUGCCUCAAAUGCGCCCAGUACUCCGCGUGCUCCCAAAAAAGGCAGCACAACAGCCUCAAAUCAAGCACCCACAACCCCUGCGGUCGGCGGCACAGGCGGAAAUAGCGACAAUUCACGCGUACUUCUCUCCGAAUUGCAAAAUUACCUUGCGGGCAUCAGUACUGCGGGAGCAGGAUCAUCCUCAGGAUCGCGUCGUAAUGUCGAUUUGGCGAGCUCAAUCAACUCCGAGGCACUCGAUACGGUUAUUUCGAAUCCGGACUACGUGAAUUCCCUCGUAGCGCAUUUGCCAGAGGUCGAGGGCGACGAAGAUAAGAAGCAACAGUUGAAAGAUACCCUCAGUUCGCCGCAAUUUCAGCAAGCACUGUCGACCUUUUCGAAUGCCCUGCAAUCGGGGCAAUUGGGUCCCGUUGUGUCGCAGUUCCAGUUGAGCUCGGAAGCUGUUGCCGCUGCUGUGAGCGGAGACUUGGAGCAGUUCGUUAAGGCGCUGGAAAAAACUCUUGGCAAGACUGAGGACAACAAAAAGACGACGUCCGAUCCGAAACCAGAUGAUGACGAUGAAAUGUCGUUGGGUUAAAUUUUUUAUUAUUUUUUUUUUUAUUUUUAUGUUAGGAAUUUUGCAUUCGCCGUCAUUUACUCGAGUGUGAAUGCCACAA